Messenger RNA from Paecilomyces variotii, 473 nucleotides. RefSeq lists its product as hypothetical. NCBI's taxonomy places the organism in Eukaryota, Fungi, Ascomycota, Eurotiomycetes, Eurotiales, Thermoascaceae. The transcript has 3 exons. The annotation marks the transcript as partial. The record is from RefSeq and is a predicted model, not a curated record.
CAGAUUCUCCUUCCGUGCUAUUAAAGAUUCGACAAUGAUAAGGCUAAUAGAUAUGGCCAAGCUCAAGAGAAAAGUUAAAGGAAGUGGUAAAAAGCUUGCUCGUAUUGAUGAAUUGAAAAGAUAACCGUUUUUCGCGAUAUUAAGCCGCUUCUCUCGCUCCAAGAGCACAAGUAAUAAUGUCGAGUGUGAUAACUCCGUUGCAUGACUCUUGAACCCUAGUUACAAAAAGAUCGAUGUCAAUCCUUUACUACACAAUUUCGAGAUUGAUAUAUUGCUUUGAUUAUGUCGCGAAUGGUUCUUAUUGCAGCACGAUUCUGAAUCACUGGAGCAUGAAGGAGCCUUUUCCAGUUAAGGUUACACUGCGGAGUUCUGCACACGGGGAAUUGAUUUUAAGGGAGGAAUCUCUGAACGGAUUAAAAUAGGCUCGAUGGGAUUGUAUCCCCAGCAUCUAUACAAUGAAAGAUAACGAAUAU